GAUAAAGAGGCGUGACUGGGACCCGGCGUCAGUGGCGGUCGCCGCGGCAUCCAGAAUGGACGUGUACAACUCGCUCCCCGACGUAUUCACGUACCACUCGCUCAAGCACAGCGGAUACGAGUACACUUGGACGACACAGCAGGAUCACAAAGGCAGCAAAGCAUCUGCAGGGACAAAUAAAAACAAGGCUUCUUGUCCUGGAGCAAAAGCAUCAAAGGAGCCAUGUCCUAUAUGUCAAGAAAAGCAACGCAGACCUCUGUCCACCUACAUUAGAAGUAAAUCUCGCCAAGAUCACAAAAAUGAUGCCUGUAUUGAGGAAGAGACUGAUAAUCCUGAACAACAUUCACAAAAAACAGGAGAAUUAAACAUUCAGGCACAGGAUCAGCACAAAGUCAAAUAAAAUCAUAGUUGAACUACCUCUGCAGGGGUUGUAAAUUUGUAUUUUAAUACUACUUGUACAUAAUUUUUUUAGGAAUACCAUUGAAUAAGACAAUUCCAGUAACUUUAUUGUAGCACUGGAUAGUUAACAAUGCAAUCUAGAACUUGUCUGAAAUUUUACUACCGUCUCUUACAAUCCUGGUGAAGAAUGUAAAUAAUUCGAGAAUGAUAUGCAUGAAAAUGGUUAAUGUAAGUGUGAAAGAUGCUUUUCAGUACGUUCAAGUGCAAUAACAUGAUAUUUUUUUAAGAAUUUAACUGACUUUGACCAGGAAGUGUGUGUGUUAAACUGUUUACAUUCCAAGUCCAAUAAGACUUCAAAACACUAGUCAUUUACUUAACAGACUGAAUACUUGUAUAGAAUGAGACAAUUGACAUAGUUGGUUUAGCAUUUUUUAUUUUAUUUGUGUUCUGUAACAUAUUUUAAAGUGUACAUUAUUGAGAGCUGAUAGAAUGAUACACUGAGUCAUUCUCGUGCUCCCAAAAAGUGACAGAUUUACAUUUCCCUUAUUUUGCUGAAGCCUCUCUCUGAACCAUCAACGUAAAUAAAUUUUAACUGCAUCUUCAUCUUCAGUGAUGUUCAAAAGAAGUAAAAAAACUCAUGAGCAAAAGUAUCCUUUU
Molecule: messenger RNA, 1056 nt
Organism: Schistocerca nitens (vagrant locust)
Lineage: Eukaryota; Metazoa; Arthropoda; Insecta; Orthoptera; Acrididae
Exons: 2
Coding region: 56-400 (114 amino acids)
Source: RefSeq, a predicted model, not a curated record